AUGGAACAGAGCGCCUAUCACGAUCCAUUCAGGAACUCCCUCUCUGGCCAACCUCCUUCCCCCGCGGAGUCCGCCGGCACAUCGGAAACCGCAUCCAUCCCAUCCACAAAUACCAACACCAACACCAACACCAACUCACCCGAAACAUUCGCACCUAUCCGGACAAACGAGUGUCCUCGCAAUGACUCGACGACACCAAACCUCACCCGCCAGAGCACAGCGGCAGGCCGACCACUCACCCAAGAUGAAAUCUCAACCGCCCUAGCGCACCGGACCACGAGCUCCACGUACAAAGAGUCGUCCGACGAGGCGGACCAGAUCGUGCGCCUGGUCUCGCGCAUGUUCGGACAUGACCGGAAGGCUAAUUCCGACGAGGAGCAGACGCGCCAUGUUGGUGUUGUGUGGAGGAACUUGACCGUCAAGGGUGUUGGGCUUGGGGCGGCGCUGCAGCCGACGAAUACGGAUAUCUUUCUGGGACUCCCGAGGUUGAUAAGGAGGGUGUUUACGAAGGGGAGGGGUGGUGGUGCACCGUUGAGGACGAUUUUGGAUGAUUUCACGGGGUGCGUGAGACCAGGAGAGAUGCUCCUGGUCCUGGGCAGACCAGGCUCAGGGUGCUCGACGUUCCUAAAGACGAUUGGGAAUCAGAGAUCCGGAUAUAAAAGCGUCCAAGGGGAUAUCUCGUAUGGCGGGACAUCCGCAAACACCAUGGAAGACAGAUACCGCUCCGAGGUCCUCUACAACCCAGAAGAAGACCUGCACUACGCAACCCUCACAGUCCGGCAAACCCUAAUGUUCGCGCUCAAAACCCGCACGCCCGACAAAGCCUCGCGUCUCCCCGGCGAAUCCCCCAAAGAGUACCAAGAGACCUUCCUCUCCACCAUCGCCAAACUGUUCUGGAUCGAGCACUGUCUCGGGACGAAAGUCGGCGGCGAGAUCGUGCGCGGCGUCUCGGGGGGCGAGAAGAAGCGCGUGUCCAUCGGCGAAGCACUCGUCACAAAGGCGAGCACGCAGUGCUGGGAUAAUUCAACCAAGGGCCUCGAUGCGAGUACAGCCUCCGAGUACGUGCAGAGUCUGCGGAGUCUGACGAACAUGGCGCAUGCAUCUACCCUAGUAGCCUUGUACCAGGCGUCGGAAAACCUGUAUAAGCAGUUUGAUAAAGUCGUGCUGAUCGAGGACGGGAGGUGUGCGUAUUUUGGCCGCACAGAGCAUGCAAGGGCUUACUUUGAGGGACUGGGCUUUGAGUGUCCGCCUCGAUGGACAACACCGGAUUUCUUGACCUCUGUUAGUGAUCCGAAUGCGCGCAGGGUGAGGAAGGGCUGGGAAGACCGCAUCCCUCGCUCUGCGGAGGACUUUCAGCAGGCGUACCGUGGCAGUCCGGCUUAUAAGCAGAAUCUGAGUGAUAUAGAGGACUUUGAGAAUGAGGUCAAGGCCCAAGAGGAAGAGCGGGAGGAAGCGAGAAGGAGGGCGCCCAAGAAGAACUACACUGCUCCGUUCUACAAGCAGGUCCUCAUCCUCACGGAGCGACAGUUUAUGAUCAUGUACGGAGACAGACAGACUCUUGUUGGGAAGUGGGGGAUUCUCACCUUCCAGGCCCUCAUCAUCGGGAGUCUGUUCUAUAAUCUGCAGCAAACGAGUGCUGGUGUCUUCACGCGAGGAGGCGUCAUGUUCUUCGUCCUUCUGUUCAACGCCCUGCUCGCUCUCGCUGAACUCACAGACGUCUUUACCCAUCGGCCAGUCAUGCUGAAACAUAAGACCUUCUCGUUCUACCGUCCGUCCGCAUACGCCGUGGCUCAAGUGGUGUGCGAUGUCCCUAUAAUCUUCGUCCAGGUCACGCUGUUCGAGCUGAUCGUAUACUUCAUGGCAAACCUACAGCGAACGCCGUCCCAGUUCUUCAUCAACUUCUUAUUCAUCUUCAUCCUCACAAUGACCAUGUACUCCUUCUUCAGAACAAUCGGAUCCCUCAGCGCGUCCCUAGACGUCGCAACACGUUUAACCGGCGUCGCCAUCCAAGCCCUAGUCGUCUACACAGGCUACCUAAUCCCACCCUGGAAAAUGCACCCGUGGCUCAAAUGGCUGAUCUGGAUAAACCCCGUGCAAUACGCCUUCGAAGGCAUAAUGGCAAACGAAUUCUACAACCUCGACAUCCAAUGCGUACCGCCUAGCAUCGUCCCCGACGGGCCAGGCGCACAGUCCGGCCACCAAACCUGCGCUAUCCAGGGAAGUACACCCGACCAACUUACAGUGCAGGGGGCGGACUAUAUCAAGACGGCGUAUACGUAUACUCGCUCGCAUCUGUGGCGCAACUUUGGUAUUAUCAUUGCGUGGUUUGUGUUCUUUGUUGUCUUGACGAUGGUUGGGAUGGAGCUGCAGAAGCCGAAUAAGGGCGGUAGUUCGGUGACGGUGUUUAAGAGGGGCGAGGCACCGAGGGCCGUUGAGAGAGCUGUUGAGCAUAAAGAUAAGGAGGUUCCGAAUGGUGAUGUUGAGUCUGGGGUGAAUGGGACGAGUAACGGGAAUGCGGAUAUGACUAUGGAAGACGACAAAGGUAAUACCAAGGUUGAGGGUAUUGCGCGCAGCACGUCUGUCUUUACUUUCCAGAACGUCAACUAUACGAUUCCUGUUAGUGGUGGGAAGAAGAGGCUUUUGAGAGAUGUCCAGGGGUAUGUUCGUCCUGGUCGACUGACGGCGCUGGUGGGGGCAUCCGGGGCUGGUAAAACAACUCUUCUCAAUGCCCUGGCCCAGCGACUGGACUUUGGUGUUGUCACGGGCGACUUCCUGGUUGACGGCAAACCACUCCCUCGGAGUUUCCAACGAGCAACAGGCUUCGCUGAACAGCAAGACAUCCACGAGCCAACUGCCACAGUCCGAGAAUCGCUGCGCUUUUCGGCCCUCCUGCGGCAACCCAAAGAAGUCCCGACCCAGGAGAAAUACGACUACUGCGAGAAGAUCAUCGACUUACUGGAAAUGAGGCCUAUCGCCGGCGCAACGGUAGGAUCAGGCGGAGUAGGGCUGAACCAGGAGCAGCGCAAGAGGCUUACUAUUGCGGUCGAGCUUGCGAGUAAGCCGUCUUUGCUUUUGUUUCUGGAUGAGCCUACUUCGGGUUUGGAUUCUCUUGCGGCGUUUAACAUUGUUCGUUUCCUUCGUCGGCUGGCAGAUGCUGGACAGGCAAUCCUCUGCACCAUUCAUCAGCCGUCUGCUGUACUGUUCGAGAUGUUUGAUGAUUUGAUUCUGCUGCAGAGUGGCGGCAGGACUGUCUAUAACGGUGAACUGGGGACCGACUCUUCCAAGCUCAUUCGCUAUUUCGAGCAGAAUGGGGGCAAGAAGUGUCCUGAUGAUGCCAAUCCGGCAGAGUACAUGCUAGAGGUUAUCGGCGCCGGCAAUCCAGAAUACAGAGGCCAGGACUGGGGAGACGUCUGGGCCGACUCGCAGAACUGCAAGCAGCUCUCGGACGAAAUCAGCCAUACCAUCGAGUCUCGCCGCAGCAACGAGAAAGAACGAAACAAGGAUGAUGACCGCGAGUAUGCCAUGCCCAUAUGGACGCAGGUAGUGGCUGUCACCAAGCGGUCGUUUGUUGCGUACUGGCGGACGCCUGAAUACAACAUUGGCAAAUUCGCCCUGCACAUCUUCACCGGCCUCUUCAACACCUUUACCUUCUGGCACCUGGGUAACAGCUACAUCGACAUGCAAUCCCGCCUCUUCUCCGUCUUCAUGACCCUCACCAUCUGUCCGCCGCUCAUCCAACAGCUGCAGCCUCGCUAUCUACACUUCCGCGGCCUCUACGAGUCCCGCGAGGCAAACUCGAAGAUCUACCACUGGACCGCAUUCGUAACCUCUGCUAUCCUGCCUGAGCUGCCGUAUUCCAUCAUCGCCGGCUCCAUAUACUUCAACUGCUGGUACUGGGGCAUCUGGUUCCCCCGCGACAGCUUCAGCUCCGGCUACGUCUGGAUGCUCCUAAUGGUCUUCGAGCUCUUCUACGUAAGCUUCGGGCAAUUCAUCGCCGCCCUGUCGCCAAACGAGCUCCUCGCCUCCCUGCUAGUCCCCUGCUUCUUCACAUUCAUCGUCGCCUUCUGCGGCGUCGUCGUGCCCUACAUGGCCCUGCCCACCUUCUGGCGCUCGUGGAUGUACUGGCUCACCCCCUUCCACUACCUGCUCGAGGGGUUGCUGGGUGUUGUCGUCCAUAAUAUCCCCAUGGAGUGCGUGGAGCGCGAGGAGAGCUUCUUUUCCCUCCCGCCGGGCUUGAGUACUUGUCAGGAGUAUGCGGGGGCGUUUGUGGAUGCUGCGACGGGGUAUGUGAGGGAUGCUGGGGGUGGGAUGUGUGCGUAUUGUCAGUUUAGCGAUGGGGAUCAGUUUGCAACGAACUUCAACGUCUACUACAGUCACAAGUGGCGCAACUACGGGAUUUUCUGGGCAUUCGUGGGGUUUAAUUUCGCGGCGGUGUUUUUCUUCUCGUGGCUUUAUUUGCAUGGCGUUAAUGAUGCGAAGAGGUGGAUUAGUGCGCGGAGGACGAGGAAGAGUGUGAAGGGUUAA
This is a messenger RNA of Aspergillus versicolor CBS 583.65, 4524 nucleotides long. Its product is annotated as putative ABC transporter. Gene Ontology annotation, cellular component: membrane. The record is from RefSeq and is a predicted model, not a curated record. Gene Ontology annotation, molecular function: ATP hydrolysis activity; ATP binding; ABC-type transporter activity. The transcript is spliced from 14 exons. Lineage: Eukaryota; Fungi; Ascomycota; Eurotiomycetes; Eurotiales; Aspergillaceae. Gene Ontology annotation, biological process: transmembrane transport. The coding region runs from base 1 to 4524 and encodes 1507 amino acids.